Messenger RNA from Suillus subalutaceus, 2079 nucleotides. RefSeq lists its product as uncharacterized. The coding region runs from base 251 to 1738 and encodes 495 amino acids. The record is from RefSeq and is a predicted model, not a curated record. Gene Ontology annotation, biological process: regulation of DNA-templated transcription. The transcript is spliced from 3 exons. NCBI's taxonomy places the organism in Eukaryota, Fungi, Basidiomycota, Agaricomycetes, Boletales, Suillaceae. Gene Ontology annotation, molecular function: DNA-binding transcription factor activity.
CAAAUUUCCUCCAUAUCUCUUUCCCCUCAAACCACCAGCUGGCACCUGAGAGCAGCUUUUGCACUGCUCAGGCGUCCAACGAGUCUUAAAGUACUCAAAGCUAACCGUGAGUGACUCAGUCCUGUCUGAUUCAUUUCAUUGUGUUCUACGUUUGGUUUGGCUGCAUUGCAUUGCUGCGCACAAUCAUAUCAGAAUCACAUUACCGAUUUCUAUCAAAUCGAUUGAAAUCAAGAGUGCGCGUGGCUAAACAAUGUCCGCGUAUAAUCAUCCAUCGACCUCGAGGUCACCUGAUCUGUCUCGUACAUUGCCCCUCUCUGGGCCUUCACGAACAUCUUCAGUGCAGCCUUUGGGGUCAGGGGAGUCAUUGCGAUGCAACGCACGCUCACCGCUCUUACCUCAAUACCAUGCUCAACGUGAUAUGAACGGGAAACUGACUGCGUCGUCGUCCAGAGCUUCCAGGCAGCCGACGUUGCCGCCUGCGUCAGACUCUACCUUUAACACGUCCCCCUUUCCCGCAAUUUCACAUAAACCUACCCAUUACAUUAACCAACAUGUUCUCGAUCCACCACUUGUGAAUCGCUCGUUGUUCUCGCACCAACCUGGUCCAUCGCAAUCACCCGGUCACCAUGUCUCGCAUAAUUUCCUUGAAAGUUCCCAACUUUCAAGUUCCUCGUCCACUCGCCAUGUCGCGAUAAACAGUAACUCAACACGUCAAACGACGUCUACUCCGGUCUUCAAUAACAUUUCGGAUCUUGCAGCCCACUAUGGGAUACCCCAAUCUUUGCCCAGUGCCCCUCGUACAACUCCUAGUAGACCAGAACCAGGAGAACCAUCUUCAACACUCUCUGUUGAAUCUUUCGGACCUACAAACUCACCCGAUUUUGCCAAUUUGUGCUCGAAUUACUUGAACAUGUUGUCACAAAAAAUAGACAACAACGACGCGACCGUUGUCCACGGUGAGGACACGGCGCUCUGGACGGCCACGCCGUCUGACGCUGAAGCCAUUCUGACGGUCAUGGACGUUUCUCGGUGUGACUUGAAUGAAUACCUCACUUCACCCAUAAUCGACUCACCCUUCGAUGAUGAGUUGCUCACUACGCCCGCAUUCGGCUCUGCGGACAUCAAUGCGGACAUCCUCACGAGUCCGCUUUUGGAUGAUUUCGGGGGUGACUCGUUUGGCGAACUACCAUCUCUUUUUGGUGAUUUCGGUACUAUUUAUCCCCCAAGCAAGCCCACCGAGUCCUACCACAUCCCCGAACCCAACUUCGAUGCGCUGUAUCAAAUGUCGCCCGACACUCCAUUCGAAUCUCCCCUUGAAUCUCCUGCCAAUCGUCCACCGCAGCGGAAAGUUGCUGUCACAGGCACGCGUAAGAACAUUACGCCGGAGGCCCUUGUCCCUGUCGAUGCUCCCACGCAGCAGCGCAAGUACCUUACCCCAUCAGCAACCUCUCGCAAGGAGGCGCGUGCGGUUGCUUUCGGUGAGGAGCAAGACGAGCUCACCGAGGAUGUGCACAUCAGCCCUUCCAUGACUGAGCAGGAACAAAUUGAGGCAAAGAGGCGCCAAAACACAAUCGCUGCUCGACGAAGUCGCAAGCGCAAGUUGGAGUACCAACGUGAAUUGGAGGAGAGUGUUGAGCAGUACAAGCGCGAAAGUGAGAUCUGGAAAUCGAAGGCAAUGACUUACCAGGCCCUACUGCGAAGUCAUAACAUCGAGUAUCCCGAGCUUCCAGACCCAUGAAAGCCACUCAAGUAGUCUCGUCAUUCUCUUUGUCGUUCUUUUGAUACCUGAUAGUUCUGAACUUCGAUGCUCUGUGUAUUCUUAUUAUGUUCACCAUCCCCAUCCCUUUCACAUCCACUGGCGAAGAGCAUCGUCGUAUCCCCUUCCCACAUGUUCAUGAUCCCUCCUGACCUACGUUUUUUCGUUCCCACUUCCGAUAUUUUCUUGAUCUUUAUCCUCUUAUCCUCAUCACGCGUUGCCAUCUAGUAGUAUUCACGUUCCCCGCCUAUAUGCCCAAGGUUGAUUACAUAUGCGUUAUCGAUUAGAUCUGCAAAUCAAAAGUAAUGGUUUCUGCGUUGUCA